This is a messenger RNA of Dimorphilus gyrociliatus, 3474 nucleotides long. NCBI's taxonomy places the organism in Eukaryota, Metazoa, Annelida, Polychaeta, Dinophilidae. The record is from the annotation of a GenBank genome assembly.
AUUGUUCAGUUCAGUUUUUCAAUUGACCAUUCAGAAGAUGACCUGCGAAGUCUACGAUUGCUGACAGGUGUAGAAAAAAAGAGAGGAGAAAAUAGAAUAUAAUUGAAUAAGGGAGGAAAUUGGAACUACAAAACGGAAAUAAUUUUCUUUCUCUCAAUUAAAGUAAAAAGUAAAGAAAGCGACCGAUAAAUAGGGAGGAGUAGAAGAAGAAGAAGAAGAAGAAGAAGAAGAAGAAGAGAAAGAAUUAGCAAAAAGUGUGAAAGAAUAAUAAUUUCUCCUGUUGUCUCUGCCACAACGUUUGGGAAUAAAAUAAAAGAGUGCAAUUUUAUUGACAAUGAUCAAUAAAUAAAUAAAUAAUUAAAGGGAAUUAUGAAGAUAGGAAUUUCAACAAUUAAUUAAGGAAUAUAUUGAAUAAACAAGAAGAGUGAAAGUUAUCUUAUAUCCUUCAAUUUAUUAUAUAAAAUGCUUUAUUUGUUUGAAUGAAAAAUCAUAAAAAUAGAAAUAUGUCGUUAUAUUACGACGUUGUGGAUUUAUCCUACAUAACUGAAGAGGAACGUGAUAUAAUCUUAUCUGUAAUCAGCCGAGAUGAGAUUUUAAGAGAGGCCGAUUAUAAACGCGUAAGAAAACUUGAAUCUGAAGAAAGAAUUUCGGAAUCAAGAAAAAAAGAAAAAACUACACAGAAUGUGGGAAGUCGGGCUUGUCAGAAAUGCGAAGAGACUCUAGGAGUGUUACUUAAUCGGGGUGAAAACUGUCCAGUAUGCAGUUGUCUUGUAUGCAAUUUUUGUCGUGAAAGGGUUUCAAUUAAGGGAAAAUAUAAAUGGAUUUGUCGGCAAUGCUAUAAACAACGGCAAUUUGAUGCAAAAUCUGGAAGAUGGUUCUACUCCAAACUUGUCACAGUACCUGUCAAUCCCAAGACAAAUAAACCGGUUUCGGGUAGUGAGAUAGUUAAAACUUUAUUGAACAAGUCUGAAGCAGAGAAACUGGAGGGAAAUCAUCAAAUGAAUGGAGCCGCUACUGUUACAGACGAAUUGAAACGUGCUUUAGCCACCGUUUCCGGAGGAAAUGAGAGCCCUUCACCCCAACCUUCACCGUCUCCCUCCAAUAGGUUAAAUUCGACAAAUGUCGCCUUCCCGAAAGAGUCUGACAAACAAAAAUUAGGCUAUCUCUUGCGUACUGCAUCAGCUGGAUCAUCAAUUACAUCAUCAACAGCUGGUGACGAGGAGACUGUGACCAGAAGGAAAAUUGUUAGAAGGAAAUCUAGUACCUCUUCCGAAGAAGAUAUUUCGGUUGCAUCAAGGUCUUCAAAAGGUGAGUUGCCCAACUCGAGGUCGGGCGUGGCGGCGAGCGUCGGAAGAAAAUUACACAAGGUCGAGGAUGAGAAUAAAAAUAUAAAAUAUAUUUCUAUUGUGGAGGCAGUAAGCAGAUUAGAUUCAAAUGUGUCUGAGAAGAAAGUCGAUACAAACUUUUCAUCUUCGUCAACGCCAUUAGAAACCGUCUCUGAACCUAACCUCACCCGUAACUAUUCGGGUAAGAUUUCCACCGAGUUUGCUUGUAUUCCAAUUAUAGAGGACAAAGUUCUUGUUGUCUUGCCUGGAAGCGAUGACGAAGAAACACUAAGUGUUAUAGAAGAGGUAACGGAACCCGAAGAUCGCUAUUCUAGCGAUUCAUCAACGCCUACAGCAUCAAAGUAUGGCGAUGAUACAUUAAGCGACAUAGUUGCAAUUAAUGAGCGUUUAGAUUUAGAUAAUGAUAUAGAUUUUAUAUACGAAAACAAUAAGCGAUUACAAUAUUUAAAGAGGUUAAAGGCCAAAAAAGGCAAUAAACAAAUUUCGAGGAUAGCAGCCGAUGUCAGGUCUAUAGCAUCAACUGAUUAUAUGGCGUCAUCAGAAGACGAAGCGGUUUCUAUAAAAGAUGCCGAGGAUUUCGAUGAAUAUUUCAUGAUGAUGAGAGGUGAAGAUUAUACCGGAAAAUCAAGAACAGAACCGGAUAGCAAAGACAUUGUAACUCAGCAUUAUAGAAACCUGGAGAAGAUUAUGUCAAGCUUUAUGGGUGUGGAUGAACAAGAUGCAACUGAUACCGAAGAAGAUUCCUUUCAAAAGCAGGUCUUGACAUAUAGUAAUCAAGUGCCUUCUGAAAAAUCUCCAACCUCUAUACCCUUAAUCCAACUUCAAGAGGAAAAUCCUGCAACAAAAACUCCUCCUCCAUCGCCAAAUUUACGUAAUCCGUCUUCAACGCCCAACUCACCAGCUACGCCCAGACAAAUACAAAGAAUACAUCCUAAAGCGUCUCCGAACCUAUUAAAUCCAUUAUCAGGCAGUUCAGAGAGCAUAACUUCAUACUAUAGCGAUGUAGGUGAUGGCAAUUGUAAGAAAGUCUCUACAGUUACUGGUGAAAUUCAACUAGCUUUGGAGUAUGAUGCCAAAUCCACUUCAUUAUUGGUGCUGAUUAGAAAAUGUAAAGAUUUGGCUCCUGCCGAUUUAAAAAAGAAUCGAACCGAUCCCUAUGUUAAAACCUAUUUAUUACCAGAUAGAAGUAGAGCUGCCAAACGUAAAACUCAUGUUAGAAAAUCUACCUUUAAUCCGAGCUUUGAUCAAACUCUUAAAUAUUGCGGAAUCACAAAAGGUGAAUUGUCAACUCGGAAAUUGGCAGUUACAGUUUGGCAUGCCGAUUCCUUUGGUAGAAACACGUUCCUUGGUCAAGUGUUGUUAAAUUUAGAUGCUGCUUCUCUUGACCAAAUGGCAAAGUGGUACAAACUACAGGAUAAAACGGCGAUUCUAGGACCAAAUUCACCGUCCCUUUUCUACAGAGGUGACCUUAAAGUUGCCCUGAAAUUUUUAACAACGGCCAAACAAACUCAAGGAAAUGCCAGGGGCGAAUUACACGUGGUAGUUAAAGGCGCCUUUAAUCUAAUACCCGCUAAAUCUAAUGGCACAUCCGAUGCCUUUUGUAAAGCUUAUUUAUUGCCAAGAGGGCGACAUUCUGUUAAACAAAAAACUCCAAUAGCUAAAGGAACAACGUCCCCUUCGUGGAACCAUACGUUUACAUUUACCGAUAUUUGUCUAGAAGACUUGAAGCAAAGAGCUUUAGAAUUAACAAUUUGGCAUCACGAUAAAUUUAGUUCGAAUGACUUUCUCGGAGGUGUCAGAUUGUCUCUAAGUCAUGACGAUGUAGAGUACGGUGCUGAUUGGAUGGACGGAAAAGGCGAAGAAGUGAUGCUGUGGCAAUCGGUAAUUGAUAGGCCGAAUUCAUGGAUAGACGCUUCAGUAACAUUAAGGGAUCAUAUGGACAGCAGGAAAAAGAAGAAUUAAUGAACUAACCCAGAAAUAUUUUUUUAAGAGAGUCUAUUGUGUUGUUGAAUAAAAAGUUGGGAAAUUCUUACUUUUGUGAAACCACACUUCGGUAAUAUUAAUAAUAAUAAUAUAAAUACUAAUAUUAAUAUUCAUAAUAGUAACAAUAAAACAAAAAAUCAGUAAA